Molecule: messenger RNA, 2027 nt
Organism: Mercenaria mercenaria
Lineage: Eukaryota; Metazoa; Mollusca; Bivalvia; Venerida; Veneridae
Product: transmembrane protein 26-like
Exons: 3
Coding region: 489-1619 (376 amino acids)
Source: RefSeq, a predicted model, not a curated record
CCAGGGAAAAUAUAUAUUGUGCUUAUAAUAAGCAAAAGAGCGAAGAAAAGUGACUGACUUGACAUCAUACGCACCACUGCCGAAAACUAUUUUAUCACCAGACUUGGAGGGCUAUUCCAUUUCUGUCUGAUCGUUUCAGAUAAACUGCAUUUCAUCAACUGCUAUAUUUCGCCAAUAUAGCCGAGCGCUUGAUUUCAGUACGGUACGGAAUAGAUAGAUUGGAUAAUUGUUGCGACAUUUGAAAAAAUACGCAAUAUGUAAAUGGGAUGAUAUUUUCUCUAUGAUACGCGUAUGAGAUCCCAAGUGUAAACAUAUAACAGCGAUUAAUCUUUUUAUAUGUGUUUUUGGUGACUUCUGAUCCAGCGGUUGUAUUCAAAAACAUAUUUGGUAAUAUCAUUCAGUCUGUGAAAAAUGAGAAGUAAAGAUCACUAAACGUAUUCGGAAACGGACGUUUUUACAAUUAGAGAAAGUGCUGGGCUUUAACGAAAAUGUUGGUGUUUGACUUGAUAAAAGCUGUCUGUGUCCGGGUAGUGCUGCUAAUCCACAGCCUGCUGGUAAUAUGGCUAGCGUCAAGUAUUACCCACCAGCGCUUGAACUGGAUCCUGGCAGUGGCUAACAUCGGCUUACUCGCAGAAUCCUUCGUUACAUUAAUAAAAAAUAAAGGACAGGAAUGGAAGUGGUUUUGCCCGUGUUUCUUCUUUUACCUGUGCAGUACUAUACCUGGUAUCUGGAUCCUAGAGUUGGACCGGAUGCAAGGAUACCAGGAUAAACAAGACGCCGUUAACCAGAUCAACACGGAUACUAGUAAACACAACGCCACCAAUACAACAGACGCUAGAAAGAGCCAUCCUUUUGAUGACAUACAAGGGGUAACCAUCCCAAUAACUAUGGAGACGGAAACUUUGGUGAUCAUAAUGGAACAAUUGUUCUUGUAUCUUAUGAUUCUGGCCCGUUGGAUAUUGCCAAGAGGGGAGAUAACUCGCAACGAAUUGUCUCAACUUCUCUUCGUCUUCAUCGGAAUAGCCUCGGACAUUACCGAACUAUUUGCGUUAUUCGAAGAGCAUGCAGUCCGCAUGAGUACGAACCUCACCUACGUCAUUUUAUGCAUUUGGAGCUUCAGUCUACUUCAGUUUACGUUUGUACUUACAUCUACACACAGCCCGAAGAAGACAAGGACCGCCCUUGCCACAGUAUCUGCUCCUGAUGACGAAGCAAAUGAUGUGAAAGAGAAUGUAAUUAAAGCUUUCUUUCAGACCGAGGUUUGGAGCAUCUGUGUCAACUUCCUGCUGCAAGAUGGACCGUUUUUGGCUGUCCGUCUGUACACAAUGAUUGAGUUCAAAGUUCUCACUUAUAGUAUCAUUUUCUUCACGGCUAAAAACGGCCUCCUCGUCAUGCUGUUGGUCUACCGUCUCUCAGUCCUCUGCAUUGAAAGGCAAAGCAAGGUCGGGGCUACAGAGGAGGAAGCGUCUUCCAUUGGUUCAAAGAAGGCAUUAAGCGAAGACUCCAAAGCAAAGUCUGUCGAAUUUAUAGAGAAAAUUGAUGAAUCAAAUAAAGAUAUUCCUGCUGUGACUGACGCCAGAAAGCGUAACGGAAAUAAUGAAAGACAGAAUGAGCCGUAAUUGCAAUCAUUUACAUUCUAAACUGGUCGAUUUUAUUUGAUGUUUAUAACCGGAAACAAGUCAAAUUAUGAAUUAUGACUUAAUUGAAGUUUACGUGUUAUUAUGUGUAAAAGUCCCCAUUUCCAUCACUAGCUUUUUUUCCUGUAUAAACACUUACAAGAAACUCUUUAAACUCUAGUGAAAAAUGAGUUAUUCAGUGCAGUACUCGUGCACACAUGAAAUCAUUCACAAAGAUUCGUUUCUAGUGAAACACACUUUAAUAUGGUAGUUAUAAAUAUUCCAAACAUGAGCCAGGUGGCGACUAAACGAGAAUCACAAAAAGAUGUUUUGGCAUGGUAUGGGCAUACUAGUACCUUCUUAUUUAUUUUUUCUUAAAUUAUCAAUAUUGUGCAGUUUUUUAUGCUUAAU